Argentina anserina (silverweed cinquefoil) is the source of this 1712-nucleotide messenger RNA. Its product is annotated as probable protein phosphatase 2C 34. Gene Ontology annotation, biological process: peptidyl-threonine dephosphorylation. Gene Ontology annotation, molecular function: protein serine/threonine phosphatase activity. The record is from RefSeq and is a predicted model, not a curated record. The coding region runs from base 438 to 1568 and encodes 376 amino acids. The transcript has 6 exons. Lineage: Eukaryota; Viridiplantae; Streptophyta; Magnoliopsida; Rosales; Rosaceae.
UGGAAGCCGAAUAAAGCGAAACUAGCAGAGCUUCUCUAUAUAUUUACUGACGUCGAGUUUUGUAUCGAGCAUCAAAGCUUGUGCUUUGUAUUCUUGUCCUUCGAAAAAUAUCAUCAUCUAUAUUUUCAGUACCAAACAAAAACCUAAUCAUUCACCAGGUUAAGGAGAGAGAGAGAGAGAGGUUCACGGUGGGUACAGCUAUGGCUUCUGAUCGAUCUCUAUCUUCAUUCCUUCAAAGUCUCAGCUGGGCUUGUCGGGGUGAGUUCCGGUCGGUGAAACCUGUUUUUCGGCAACUGCGUCAGGUUCCGGAAGGUUUCUAGCUUAUUACCCUCCGAUAUUUGUGGCCCAAGACUCCCCAACUUGGCUGAAACAUCAAGAUUUCGAGUCUGCGCGCAAUUUUUUCAAUUGGGUUGGCGUGGAAUUGAGUACUAGUUAAGAUGGGGCACUUAUCAUCCAUGUUCAGUGGACUGGUGAGAUCGUUGUCGAUGAAGAAGGGGAAGAAUAAUUCUGGAUGUAAAUGUAAUGUGAGAGAAGCUGCAGAGGCAAUGGUAAAGGAGGCGAAGAAGAAUGAUUUGAUACUCCGAACUUCUGGAACUGUCAAUGUUGAUGGCUCAAAUAAUUUGGCUUCAGUUUUUAGCAAGAGAGGCCAGAAAGGGAUCAACCAGGACUGCUGCAUUGUGUGGGAGGAAUUUGGUUCCCAAAAAGACAUGAUGUUUUGUGGGAUCUUUGAUGGGCAUGGACAAUGGGGACAUUUUGUGGCGAAAAGGAUCAGAGAAACAAUGCCGCCCGCUUUGUUGUGUAAUUGGCAAGAAACACUAGUAGCUCAUGCUUCACUAGAUCCAGACUUGAAGGAGUUGGACUUGGAAUCAGAUAAAAAGUAUGAUCAGAGGUUUAACAUAUGGAAGCACUCCUAUAUUAAAACUUGUGCUGCUGUCGAUGAAGAGCUUGAGCAAGAUCCUAAAAUCAAUUCCUUUUACAGUGGUACCACUGGUCUCACCAUUGUCAGACAGGGUGAUCUUAUUGUUAUAUCAAAUGUUGGUGAUUCUCGAGCUGUUUUGGGUACAACUUUAGAAGAUGGAAGCUUGGCAGCAAUUCAGCUUACUGUUGAUUUCAAGCCCAAUUUACCUGAGGAGGCUGAGAGAAUAACUCAAAGAAAUGGGAGAGUGUUCAGUUUAGAUGAUGAAACAGGAGUUCAUCGGUUGUGGCUACCUUAUGAAGAGACACCGGGACUAGCAAUGUCCAGGGCUUUCGGCGACUACUGUGUCAAGGACUUUGGACUUAUUUCUGAGCCUGAAGUCACUUACAGAAACAUAACAAGCAGAGAUCAAUUUGUUGUUCUAGCAACUGAUGGGGUAUGGGAUGUGGUUUCGAACGAAGAAGCAGUCGAAAUUGCGGCUUCAACAGCGGAUAGGGAGAAGUGCGCCAAGCGACUGGUGGAAUGUGCAGCUGCAGCAUGGAAAAAGAAAAGGAGGGGUUAUGCAAUGGAUGACAUUUCUGCUAUUUGCCUCUUCUUUCAUUCUUCUUCCUCGUCAUCACAUCAGGUUCACCCCAUUAGUACACCUAAAUAGGCUCAUCAGCAAAGAAUACUGCUAGCUGAUCGAGCUCUCUGUUUAUCUUGUAACUUGUCACUGGAUCAUAGUUCGAUUAGAUAUUUAGUUUGAUAUGCACAAUCCCAAUCAUUGUCAUUCUUACCGGCAUUAUAGAUUUGCUGG